AUAUAUUAUAAAAUAAUUACAAUAAUGGAUGAAUGGACUCAAAAUAAGUUGAAAGAUAUAAAUCUAGAACAGCUAAUUCAAGCUUUUGAAGAUAAAGAGAUCGAUAGAAUUGCAUACAUGUCCUUGACAGAGAACAUGCUAAAAGAUUUGGUACAUAAAAUUGGUUGGAGGUCCAAAAUUUUUAAAGAUAUAUUUCAAUCUAAAAGUACCGAAAAUCAAACAUUAGAGGUAUUUGAAAUCCAAACUCCUCUCACUGAAAUCAAUAGUAAUAUAAAUUGUGAUAUAAAUAAAAUAUAUACAUUUGAAUAUGAAGAAGAGAAUAAUCAUGAGGUUGAAAUAAAAGAGAAUUAAACAGCUGAAUGUAGUAAAACUACAAACAUCAAAAUUGAAGUAAUAAUAGUAUUUUUACGCAAUAUUGAUAAUAAGUUAUACAUAUAAUUGAGUGUACUCAGAGGCUAUUAUAAAUGAAUAUUUUAAUGUUUUGUGUACACCUUUUAAUAAAUUAAAUACAGAACACUUAAGGUUUAAAGCUAUGGACGACUUUGGAACAUUUAUUAGACCAGUAGGCACUACAGUUAAUUAUCGAUCUAAUGACACACUUCAGGGAGGUAAUUUGAUUGUUCAACCAUCUCCCAUAAAAAUUUACAGUGUACCUCUUGAAAAAUUAUUCAAACAAUUUUUUGAGAUUCCUUAUGUUUAUGAGGUAUUUAUGAAUUAUUCUCAAUAUUUAAUGACUGAAAAUUUCAA
Molecule: messenger RNA, 747 nt
Organism: Daktulosphaira vitifoliae (grape phylloxera)
Lineage: Eukaryota; Metazoa; Arthropoda; Insecta; Hemiptera; Phylloxeridae
Exons: 3
Coding region: 25-351 (108 amino acids)
Source: RefSeq, a predicted model, not a curated record